AUGUCGCAAUCAGCUCUCCUCAUCGGAGAAAUCUCACACGCGCGCAAGGAGUGGGAGAGUCUUUCCUCAAACUUGACAUUAAAGGAAUUUCCCAGUGGAACACGAGAGGAGUUUAUCGCAAACUGCAAGGCGGGCCAGUACGAUGAUGUAGUGGCUCUCUACCGGUCUAAUACUUCUACAAAGUACACCGGCCCCUUCAAUGCGGAGAUGGUGGCCGUUCUGCCCAAGUCGCUGAAGUAUAUUUGUCACAAUGGUGCCGGAUACGACAACAUCGAUGUCGCUGCGUGCUCAGAGCGGAGCAUUGCGGUGUCAAGUACGCCGGUCGCGGUCAAUAACGCAACGGCCGAUGUGGGCAUCUUUUUGAUGAUCGGAGCGCUGCGCCAGGCCCAGGUACCAAUCAUGACACUGCGGGAGGGCAAAUGGCAGGGCCCUAUCACCGCUAACGGAAAGCAAGAGCGAGCCACACUCGGCCAUGAUCCCAAGGGCAAGAUCCUUGGUAUUCUGGGCAUGGGUGGCAUCGGACGGGAAAUGGCCAUCCGCGCCAAGGCAUUCGGAAUGAAGAUUCAAUACCAUAAUCGCUCCCGACUCCCAGCAGAACUGGAGGCGGGCGCAACAUAUGUCUCCUUUGACGAGUUACUCGCCAAUGCAGAUGUACUGAGCUUGAACUUGGCACUAAACGCUUCAACUCGCCAUAUUAUUGGCGCCACGGAGUUUGAAAAGAUGAAAGAUGGCGUGGUGAUCGUCAACACUGCUCGUGGAGCCCUGAUCGAUGAGAAGGCGCUCGUUGCGGCACUUGAGUCUGGCAAGGUGCGCUCUGCUGGCUUGGAUGUCUAUGAAUGUGAGCCCGAGAUUGAACCUGGUCUUGUGAGUAACCCUCGGGUUAUGCUGUUACCUCAUAUUGGUACCAUGACCUACGAGACGCAGAAGGAGAUGGAGAUUCUUGUGUUGGAUAACUUGCGGGCCAGAGCGCCAAGAGCGAAAAAACCGCACCAAACCUGGUGGCUCAAGCGACCGCCGGCCGACGACGAAAAGCGACAACAAUUCAUCACCGAGGACCAUCACACCCCCCUCGCCAACUCCUUCAAGAUGGUCCGUUACGCCGCCCAGGAGAUCGAAAACGGCAAGAGCGCCCGCGCCCGGGGCUCUUACCUCCGUGUCAGCUUCAAGAACACCCGCGAGACCGCCCAGGCCAUCAACGGUAUGAAGCUGUCCAAGGCCGUUACUUUCCUCGAGAACGUCACCACCAAGACCAUGGCCGUUCCCAUGCGCCGCUACGCUGGCUCCACCGGUCGCACCGCCCAGGGCAAGCAGUUCGGUGUCUCCAAGGCCCGCUGGCCCGUCAAGUCCGCUGAGCACAUCCUUGAUCUGCUCAAGAACGCCGAGGCCAACGCCGAUGGCAAGGGUCUCGACACCAGCGCCCUGGUUGUCAAGCGCAUCCAGGUCAACCAGGCCCCCAAGGGUCGCCGCCGUACUUACCGUGCCCACGGUCGUAUCAACCCUUACAUGACCAACCCCUGCCACAUUGAGCUCAUCCUCACUGAGGCUAACGAGGAGGUCAAGAAGGCUUCCGAGGACAAGAAGGUCCGCCUCUCUUCCCGCCAGCGUGGCACCCAGAUCCGCCGUGCUCUCAUCGAGGCAUAA
Penicillium nucicola is the source of this 1641-nucleotide messenger RNA. Its product is annotated as 60S ribosomal uL22 domain-containing protein. Bases 1 to 1641 code for a protein of 546 amino acids. Gene Ontology annotation, biological process: cytoplasmic translation. The record is from RefSeq and is a predicted model, not a curated record. The transcript has 10 exons. Gene Ontology annotation, cellular component: ribosome; cytosolic large ribosomal subunit. Gene Ontology annotation, molecular function: structural constituent of ribosome; NAD binding; oxidoreductase activity, acting on the CH-OH group of donors, NAD or NADP as acceptor. Lineage: Eukaryota; Fungi; Ascomycota; Eurotiomycetes; Eurotiales; Aspergillaceae.